Caenorhabditis auriculariae is the source of this 13808-nucleotide messenger RNA. The record is from the annotation of a GenBank genome assembly. Lineage: Eukaryota; Metazoa; Nematoda; Chromadorea; Rhabditida; Rhabditidae.
AUGUCAUUUUCCGUGCUCGUUGGUUUUUGGAUCUUUGCUCCUCUACUUUUUUUUCUUCCUGCUUCCUACUGUUUUAGGAGGAUGGGGAUAUUUCUCCAAGGCGUCGCCAAAAUACACCUUCCCCCGAAGAAAGAGAUGGUGCUGGAGCGGAUUGCGAUCUCGAUGAGCCUGUUUGUCCCUGCGGAACUGCAGGGGUCAGGAAUUCAUAGAUUGAUUUUGUUCAUAUUUUUUUGCGGUAAAUGGGAAAAUUGUUAGUGAACUUUUUUAGGGAUUUGACGUUUCAGGGGACCCUAUGGUAGCCGAUUUAGUAGCCAUUAAAGGAAAACUGCUCUAGUGGUAACUAGGAGGAAAAUUAGUGACUUUGAUAGAGGGGUUUUUAAUGAACACCUUAAUGACUUCUCCAAGUGUUCCUUGAGGAAUUUCUCAAGUUUUCACUGGUUUUUUGCAGUCAAGUCCAAAGUCUUCUUUUCAUAACUGUAGUCGAUCCUUCUGGACUUGAAAGGCGAGGAAGGUGGGGCAAGGGGCGGGACGCGUAGCGUGUGCGUACGCGGUUCUUGGCGCGAGUUCAAUUCAAGCACCACCGACUAUCUGAAAAGCUCGGUCACCGAUCUUUUUCGAGGUUUUCUACUAUUUUUUGAUGCACACAUGGACAUAAUCAAUAAAUAAUUGAAAAAGGAAUGAAAAAAGCGAAAAACGAGCUCUUCAAAUCGUCGUUGGCGGUUGAAUCGAACUCGUGCCAAGAAUGGCGUACGCACACGCUACGCUUCCCGCCUCCCUCGCCCUUUAAUUCACGGAAAAUAGACUACAUAAAUUCUUCAAAUAUAGCCUGUGUGCCACGACUUGGAAUUUCAUCAAACGACAUUCCGCUGUUCCGCUGCGCGCCUUUGCAAACCUUUGUCGCGCUUUUAAUUUUUUUGUCUUUUUUCAUGGUACUCUACUUUCAUGUGCUCCCACAGCAAUAACAAUCAAUUGAAAGCGUGACCUAGAUUCGAAAGACGCUUCGCGAACGCACGCAGCGAAACCGCGGAAUGUCGUUCAGUGAAAUUUCAAGUCGUGCCACACAGACUAUAGACACCAUUGUUCAGUGUUGGGCGAAAGCUGCGAUUUUCUACUACGCGAUUUCGCUUGCAUUACAAGUUGUCCACUACGUUUUUAAGAGGUUAGACAUCCAGUACACGCCUUGAAAAAACUUUUUUAUUCGCAGACAAGAGUUCCACGAACAUCCCACUACGAAAAAGGCAUAUGUCGUGCACACGGCGGAAGGCACCAUGCUUGUGUUGGUAAGAAUUAUUAUUCAUUCUGGAUUGUGGGAUGGCUGGCUUGACCCAGGGAGGCCUCAAACAAGAAAUCGUAACUUUUCUUCAAGUCGAAUGUCCGACUUUUCACCACAAAAAUGAAUUUUUUGGUUAUUUUUCACUGUGAGUUCAGUAGAAAUUAUGGUUUCACAAGUAAAAAAUAUUUUUUCAUUUCGCAAAUUUAGUGGCCGCCCCAGCCUGAUGUACAAGCACUCGGAUAUUGGUAACACGAAAUGGACGUGCUCCGGACGUUUCUGUGCAACUCUAGGGAUCACUUAAAAGUGCUGAAGCUACUAAAAUGAUCCCUAGAAAUGCCCAAAAAAGUCCGGAGCACGUCCGUUUCACAAUACCUUGGUAUGUCCGAGACUGAAUUCAUUGGAAUAAUUUUUGUCCAUAGAGCAACUUUUCUCUGAAUAGCUCUUAUGUAUUAUCUCGCUCUACAAGCUGCAAUGGACGUGCUCCGGACGUUUCUGGGCAACUCUAGGGAUCACUUGAAGCUACUGAAGCUACUAAAAUGGUCACUAGAAAUGCUCAGAAACGUCCGGAGCACGUCCGUUUCACAAUACCUUGUUAUGUCCGAGCCAGAAUUCAUUCGAAUAAUUUUUGUCCAUGGAGCAACUUUGCUCUGAAUCGAUCUUUGAGCGGCUUUAACUUUUCAUGUUCUCACUUUGAACCAAUUUUUCUUCAAAUAAAGGAACUUAUGUAUAAUUUCGCUCUACAAGCUGAAAUCAAUAUCUCAAAAAUAAUUUUAAGGCUUUCCUCGUCAUUUUCUUCAUGUUGGGUAUUUGUUGCCGUUCGAGAGCUAUUUUCUCGAUCGCCGCUUUUUUUCAGGUUUCUCUGUAGUUUUUCAGGCAUUUUCGAUGUUUUGGUUCAGAUUGUGAGCUGUAUCGUAACGUUUUAUAGCCUGUUUGAUGUCAUUUGGCAUUGGAAAGAUGCGAAGGAGGAAGGUAUGUUCUUGGCUUCGUAGAAUAUAAAUUUGGAUUUUUUUUUAGGAAUUUUAAUAUCUUUAAGAAACUUCGUUUUGAAAAAAAAAGAUUUCCAUGCUCAAAUAAAUCCUAGAAUGAUUCAGAAAAGACGGCUGAAAUGACGGGGGUGCUUAUUUGGACGUCUAUCAGCUUCAUAAUACAGCUUUUCUUCGCCCAGGUCUUCAUAAAGCUUUCGUGCUGCGGCUGAAUUUUUUCCAUGCUGGCAAAUAAACGAAUUCCUGAACAAUUUUUAUAUUCAUUUCUACUGAAAAAUGAUAAUUAGGUUUGAUGAGAAGAUUCUCGUGUUCGACGGGGCAAUGGAAGAUCUGGGCUCCGAAAUGAGUUUGAGAAAAAAUGAAUGGUCUUUCGUGACCAGAGGGACAAGAUCUACAUACCCUCCAAAAUGAGCUCAAUCAGAAUUUCCGACCUUUGAGAGUCCCUAACUUUUUUCACAGGUCUCGAGAGCAACUUUUGAGAACAGAUUUGAAAUCAGCGGGACUUCUCUGCGCCCUCCUGAUCUCUCGGAGGCCCUCUCAUCUUCAUGUGCUAUUUCCAUGUUCCCCGGUGAGAGAACAGAGAGACGCAGACAUGCGAAAACUGUAAAGUCGCGACGGACGGAUUAUACCGUAAACACCAGCUUUAUUUAUUUAUUUUUUCAACGUUAUGAGGUUAAAAAAAGUUGCCACUGCUAGAUUUUCACGUUCUUGAAAUUCCAGAACUUCAUUUAGGAAAAAAAAGAGGUGUUUUGUAACAUUCUGACUUGUCUGUGCUCUUCUUUCCUCUCUGGCGAGGUCAAUGAAGCAAAAAAGCUUGAAGCGAGAGAAAAUAGAGCCCAGAGAACUCAGAAGUUUUGAAGGACAAGUCGAAUAAGAACUAGUUCAAAAAUUACCAGUCCUAAAAAUGAAACAGAUUUUCGAAAUUCCGAACUAAGAAAAGUUUAGGGGGUCGCGAUAAUAGAAAAAGACCCUUAAACAAUUUUAAAAAAAUAUUUUAGGGGCCCGAAUCGUUUAGGGGGUUCAAGGAAAGCUCCGGCGCCCCUAUCGGGGCCUCCCAAACUUUUUUUAGAAUAAAUUAAACCUCGAUAAAAGAGAUUCAUAGAUCAAGAAUGCACGUGUGAUUGAAAAUAGAUAGUUCUUUCAUUCCUGUCAAUUGCCAUUUGGGCAAAAUGUCCGUCUCUUCAAUGGUCGGUCCCCAAUCUUUGUCCGAAAUUCUGGUUUUCAGGAAACCGACGAUUUCUCGCCGAGGUACAGUUUCAAGAAUGACCAGAGAGAUCCUGCCGGCCAAGAUUGCGAUUUGAAUCAACGUGUUUGCCCUUGUGGAACUGCUGGGGUCAGUUCUUCCUAUCCAAAAUCAUGAGAACAAAAAAACAAUGGAUUUUUAAAGUGAAUCGUUAAUAUUUCUGUGUGACUUCAUUUUCCCUUCAGGUAAGGUGACUAUUUUUUAUUGACCUCAUUUCGAAAAUGAAAAAUACACAAGUAAAAAUAUUUGUUCCAUAUAUUUAUUCUGCAGUGCUGGGUUAAAGUCAAUCUCGUAUUUUCCUUGCUCGUCUUUUCGUCGAAUAUUAUCUCUAUAUUCGUCGUCCAGUUAGUUUUUUUGGAAAUAAGAUAACCUUUUUUUACGGGCUCGGUUUUAUUUUCAUGAAACUUGGCUCAGUUUCAAUAAAAAGAAAAUCUUUAUUUCAAAACAAAAAAAGAAAAAAAUUCUAGGAAUAAAUCUGAUUUUUCGGGUUGAGACGCUCCUAAGGGUAGGGACCGCAAGCCAUUUCUUCAGAACGAUUCAAAAAAUAUGUUUCUCCCAUUGUUCGAUAGAGGAGACUGUCCAUUUUCAUAAUCCGUUUAGUUUUUGAAAAAAGCUCCACUAAGAAAAACGUUAUGGCCAAAAAACUAGCGUGCGGCGUUCAACUGGAGGCAAAAUCUCACGGUUUACCCGCUGCCGCACGCUUUCUUUUUAAAUGUUUUUACGCAUUUCUGAACCGUUUUCGAAUCGGUUUUUUGUUCUGAGAGGUUGUCCGAACUGAGCCUCAUGUUUUGAUAUGAAUCUUUUGUACAAUCCUUAUAAGAAUUUUUGAUAAAAUAUCAAAAAACUACUUAGAAAAAAGGUCAGGAGGAAUUUUCAGCUUAUUUUUCUUUUUUCUAAUCAGAAAAAUUAUUAUCAUUUGAUUUGAAAAAAAAGGAAAAAAUGAAAAAUAAUGUUAUUUUGAAAUAAAACAGGAAAAAAAGUGCAAUUUGACUUCGAAAAAAACGGCUCCUGCAACAUUUAAAAUGGCGCAUCGGUGUGUUUGACGCAAACACAGCUACGAACGCUUGCACGAAUUCUUCCAAAGUUUCAAAAAAAUUGCUUUUUUUCGAGGUUUUUCAAAGCCGUUAUUUUUUUCGCGUCGAUCGAUUUUUUUCAUAAUUUUUUUCAUUGAUAGAAUUUUUGAACGCUUAAUAACAUAAUCAAAAGUAUAGACGCGAUCCUAAUCUCUCAUGCGUCAACGAGGCAGGCGAAAAAAAGGAGGUUUUUGGUAAAACUCAAAUAUAAUUUGAUUCGCUGUCCCAAUAAUUAUUUUUCAUUUUGAAUUUUUUUGUUUGUGAGCACAUUGUGAGUUUUUAAAUCAAAUAAAAAGUAUACCUUGUCGCUGAAAUUUUUUCGCAUUUCAGCUUCAAAGUUUGGUGUCACUUUACAAGCUUUAAUAUUUUUUUCGCGUCGGUAGAUUUUUUUCAUUUUCACUCAAAAAAUAAAGAAAGUGUUAAUGUAUAACAUACUCAAAGUUCGGAAGCGUUCCUCACUUGGUUUUUCAGAAACGCGACGAUUUUUGUGAAACUUGUCAGUUUUUUUCGUGUUAAAUCUUACUUUUUUUCGCUUGUUUUUGAAAAAAAUACAUAGUUUUAAAAAAAUAUUCAGUCUUGUAGAGCGUUGUCGAUUACAUAGAUUAACAGAAACAGUUCAUUUUUAAAAUGGGACUUUAGCUAGUAUAAACGCCUCAAAACCGUUUUUGCAACAAAAAAAUCGUCAUUUUGGUGGCGUGAAGGGGCGGGGCUUUGCGCCCCCUACCUAAGGGCUUGAAAUCGACCUUUUUUCCUUGUUCUGAUAUCAAGAACUUCAAAAGUAAUGCCGUGUUCAAAGUGAUUCCGCGAAAUUCAAAAUAGCCUUCAGAGAAAGAGAAAGAUAACUAAAUUUUGGAGGGUCAGAGACCAUUUUGCAUUUCGCGGAAAUUACUUUGAACACGGCAUAAAUUAAGGCCGAGUUUCAUCAAAAGUUCAACCGAGUCCUAAAAUAGAAGUUUUUCCGAAAGCUCUUCCAUUUCCCUGUUUCAGAGAGGAGAAUCGGAAAUCGCCUAGUCCAGAAAAAGAAAGGCACAUAGCAACCUUGGGAAGCUCGGCGUUUUUUAUGGUUAUCUCUUUUUUCAUUGAUUUAACAAGCUUCAAAACGAACAAUUCGAAUUUUGCAGCUCAUCCACAUUAUCUUUCUCGUUUUGGGACUCUGCUUCCGUUCAAAGCUGAUUUUCACACUUAUUGCUAUCGCAGAGGUGAGAUUUUCGUUGAAGUCAUUUCACACAACUUUUAAAUUUUCCUGUUAUGUAUACAAUAUCAAUCAUUUUUAACUAAACUACUGAAUAAAUAACAAGUAAAAACGAUCCCGAGUAAGAUAAAGUAGAGAAAAAAAUCUUUCAUUUUUCACCCCAUGCUCUCUAACAAAAGUUGCGGUGCACCCCGCGUUGAACUUUCGGUGCACCCCGCAGUGUAACUACGGGUGUGCCCCGUUUAGCUUUAAAUGCCUGUUAAAGGCAUAGGGGCAGUAAAAAAUGGGGUUUCAUGUGAAAGAAGUAUCUUCUAUAGUUUUUCUUUGCGAAUCGAAUGGUGUACUCAAAAAAAUUACAGGUGUGACAACUUUAGAAGAAAAACGCGAUUUUACUUUCCCGCCUUUAAUUUUGAAAAAAGCUUUGGAUCGGCCUACGGACAAAUGUUUACAGUAGCCGUGCACGCGAUGUUGCGGACGUCUCAUUAGACUCGCAUUUUGUGAGAAAUAACCGGAUAUCUGCUUCAAAUUAAGGGUUUCUUUUCUGAAAAAUUGAUUAAGAAAACAAAAAACACACACCGAUAAUAAAGAAAACACAAAAUAUUGCUAUCCCCAUCGAAACCUGUGUAAUAUCAUCAUUUUUCACCAGAAAAGCUUUUUUGCAAUCAAAGUUUGCAAAUUAUACAUAGGGACCGCAGGCAGUUUUCUAGAAACCAUCAGAUUUAAAUGAUUUUCAUAUGACCGUGUACUUCAUAGUCCUGGCAACUUUUAAAAAAAGAGAUCUUGGAAAAAUAUUGACUCUGAACGAAGUUACAGCCAUUAAAGCGCGCGUUUCGCGAUUUCAAUUCUCUGUAGAAAAUUUGGUCGAGGUCGCGAAAAAAGUGGGCGUUGCAAGAGUGCGGCGCGCUCUCAAAGACCAGUAAAAAAAUUAGAGAAAAAAAGUUUCUUGUUAAUUUUUUUCGCACUAAAAACACACUAAUGAUAGUUUUUUUCAUUAUUGGAAAUGAUAGAACAAUGUCCAAAGAUGAAGACCAGCAAAAAUAAACACUGAAAAAGAAUAAGUUGAACGAUUUUCAACGGCAAAAAAAGCAAAAUUAAUAUUUACGGAGUUUUCAAUGCUUUUGAUGUUCAAAACUGUUAAAAUAUCAUUAGGAAGUAUGGAUAAACGCAAAUUCUCCCUGAAACAAGAUUCGAUACAGAACUCGGAACCAAUAAAAGGUUGUGAAUCCAUAGAAACACGAAUAAAUUAAUUAUUAAUGACUUUUAUAACCAUUCUUGUAGCAAUACAGCACUUUUAAACGCGCUCAACUCAUUAAAAUCUACUUUUAUGUCUUAUUCAGGUGAAUUUCCCGACUUUGAACGUGUUUUCCAGUGGAAUCCGGAUAGUGGGAGUUUGGCGAGACUAAAAUAAUUCUUUUGUUCUGGAAAAGCAUGUGAAGUUCUAUUUUGUUUUUCGAAUUACAUUACUGAACGUUUUGACUCAUUUCAAAAAAGUUUUACGCUAUUUUUGCUUUGAAAACAUCGCGAAUUCGGAAUUUUCGUGGGUCGGGGAAUGCACAAUUUCGCCAACGCGCAAAUGCAGGACGCUGUUUUUUUAUUGUUCGAAUGAAUCAAAUUUUUGAAAGCACAAGCAGGAUUUUUUUCAUUUUUUUGACUAUGUUGAAGAAAAAAGUAAUUCAAAUCAAAAUAAGAAAAAAAAAUAAUUUGCCUACGACUGCUAAAACACUUUCCCAAGUGUUUCAAAAAAAUCAAAAAUCAAAACUUAUUUUUAAAAUUAAGGUUGGAAUGAAAGUUUUGUUUUUUAUUUUUAAAAUGUUCUAAAAUUUAUAGAGAACAGUUCAAAAAAAAUUUUUACGAUGUUUCGCGGAAAAUGCCAAAGUUCCCGAAUUUCGGAAGUUGCGAUUUUCCGACGCUUCGAUACUUGAAAGCACAAGCAGGAUUUUACAUGCUUAACAAAAUAAGAAAAAAAAAAUAACUUGCCUACGAGCGGGAUUGUAAGUAUUCAACGUUUUUCCACUUUUUCGCACAAAAGCGUCGCGAAAAAACGUCAUUUUAACCGAUCCUUUUUUUAUUUACAGCUAUUUCUUCUAUGUAGAAUUGUAGAGCAUAGCCAAUUGUAUGUUGCCCUCAAUUUUUUCCCAAAACGGUUCAGGGAAACUGCAUAAACAACAAUGAAAUGUCAAAAAUGCAACGAAAUAUACGACGUUUUUUGGUCAGCGAGGGGGUGUGGCCUUACGGUCCCUAAUUAUACAUGAAUAGAAAGCUUUUGUGACGAAAAGAACUUUGGUGAGAACAGAAAAAAUUGAAGGCAUGCUGGAAAGUGCGCGCUGUGCGCACUCUUUUCUCGUGCGCACGUAAGGAAAAUGCGCACUCUUUUUUCAAAUUUUGUACAGGAAAUUGCGCUCUCUUUCUAACAUCAGGAAAAUGCGCACGGUGAUUCCGCUCUUUUCUAGAUUGAAGUCCGCAUAAAUCAUCUCACUUUUGUCUUUGUCAUGAAGAAGUCUUUCAGCUAAAGAUGUAUUGAACAGCUUUUUGAUUAUUUGAAAUUUUAUGGAGAAUAUUUCUUAUCAGCGAAUGAUGUGCGGUCACUUCGGAAUGAGAUCAGGUGUAGUUUUGCAAAAAGUGAGAUGCUCUCUUUUGAGACCAAGCUGAUUUCAAGCUUGGUCUCAAAAAGCUGCCGCGAAAAAUCUGCUAAAAAAAGUGAGGGGCUCUCAAAAUAUACAGAUGUUGUCAAUCUGAUAACAUUAAAACAAUACAGAGUGGAGGAAUAAUUACAGCGACAAAAGUUUGUAGGAUUAGUUCUCGCCGACCCGAGCUUAUUUUUUUGUUCCAGUCAUUAUUCCUACCUAUAUAUAAUAUGAUGACCGUCGUGCCACGCUGAUUUUUCAAAAAGUCGUUUCUGCCUUUUUGGGCGUUUACGGAAAGGCAGGCAGGCUUAGCAAUGAAAAAUGAAAGCCUAAAGCCCGGCCUUUAGGCCUUCAUUUUCAAUUUCAAAAAAAGCGCGAGUUCAAGCCAGAGAUUCGAGAAAAAAAUUCUCACAGAAAAAAAAUUAUUUUUUUACAUGCUGAAUCACAGUUUUUUUAAUAACUCAAUGAGGAAAAAAAUAAGCAAAAACCCCGAUUUUUCUCGUUAAAACAGCGAAAAAAAUUCGACAUGAAGAAAAUUUGAGCUUUUUGAGCCAGGGCCGAACCACCAAAAAAAGUUCUUUCAGUGAUUUUUUUACAGCCAAGUACAACAUUGGAUCUUGAAUCAAAGAUAUUAAAUUACGCAUCAAGGCGGUUAGAAAUGGGAGUUUAUUGCGACCUUCAGAUAUUAUUCGAUAAGGUUGCCUUGAAGCUCAAUUUGAACGUAAUUUUAAGGUUUCGAUUCACAAAAUUGGUAACGAUUCACGUUUAUGUAAGCCUGUCAACUGAAAAAAGUCGAAAAAAACUUUUAAAAAAAAUGAAGGAAAUUUUUCCGAAAAAUAGAGAUGUGUCUCCAUUUGGCACGCUGUUUGGACGCUCUUCAUAGGCGAAUCGAGAAAGGGUGUCGCGAGACCCUCUGAGGUUCAUCGCAGGGUCUGAAGUCUCGCGAUGGUACCUCUGAGGACUUUGAGCAAAAUUAGUGAGACUAGAGAGAGACUCUCAAGUACCCCCGAGAUGCCUCAGAUAUAGCUAUAAGGUAUGCCGGAGGUCCCACGAUGGACACGUUAUGGGGUCUACACGAUCCAUUUUGAGAGGAAUUUUUGCGGAAAAAUCAAGGUGCCCUUCUGAUUCGUCUGUGUUUGUACAGACAAAAAAAAGUACACCAUCGAAUCUGUCAGAGUAUUUGCAGCAACACUCAGUUGCUAAUAUUAAUGAUUGGGCUAUUUUACUAUUCUUGCAUUCGAAAUACGUCAUUUUGCUUGAAACUUCGUAAAACGGCAAAACUCAGCUUUUUCGAGUUUCUGUAAGAGAUGAGGUCAACUCAGAGAGCAGUAAACAAGAUAAUUUCAAAGGUGUGUGCCUCGUUCGUGAUAUCAAAACCAAAUAGUUCGAAAAAAAAUUAAUUAAAAAGAACGGAGCGCCGGCGAUUCGAUUCGAGGUCAAAUAGGCUUACUAGAGAACUUCGCGAACUCGUAUUCGCGGAUCGAGUUCAAACUUUAGUGGUUUGUAGACCUGAGCCAGAAUACAUGAAAACAAGAUAGAAUACCUGCUAAACCGGAUAGAGAACUAAGAAAAAAUUUGUAGAAAAUGCGCAGAUCAAGCCUGAAAACUUUCAGAACACUGUGUUUUACCUUAUUUCAUAUUUCAAUACAAUCGUCUCGAAUGACCCAGCUAUAAUAAACACUUAAAACUCUAUUCCAGCCAGAAGGAGAAAAGCAGAAAUUUGAUAAUUUUCAAGCCGAAACGCAGUUAACUGUUCAUUUUCAAAACGCUUUUUUUCAGUACCUUAUGGGGUUUAGCAGAUUUUAUUGCCUGUUUUAAGUACCCUUACUUAGAUCAUUAAAACACCAAAGUUUGAACUUGAUCCGUGAAUACGAGUUCGCUUAGUUCCCUAGUCAGCUCAAGCCAAUUUUUGAGUCCUUAUCGGAAAAGGUCUUAUCCGGUUAGAAGAAUGGAGUCUUGUUCUUUUUCUGUUAUCCCAUUGACUCCAUUUUUUUUGAGAAACUUCAGUGUGCCGCUUGUAACAGUACACACCAGUUUUCCUACUGACUUUUGGCCGCUCUGCUCAAAAAUUGUGGCAAAACUGAUCUCGACCAUCUGCGUGCCGCAGCCGCUACAUUUUCGAGCGGCAGUUCAUGUUACAAAAAUAUUUUAUGGAAAACUUUUUCGUAUUUUGUGAUUAAAUCCCUGUAAAACUUCAUAAAAAAAUUGUGAGUUCCCGGUCUUUAUUGACUAUUGACUAUUGACAUAUUGACAGCUCCUUCAUUUUGUUGCAGUAAUAAUUCAUCACCCUGUAAAUUUUCUUCAGAAAUUUUUCGAGCCUCGAAAGGUCCUUUAGAUUUUUUUAUUUCACAUAUUUCCCUUUUUUUAAUAUAGUUUGUCCAGAUUUGGAAUGUCAAGCAGCAAUCUCCGUCCCAAACAAAGCUCUGUAAGUGGCUCGUUCUAUAAUUGGUUUGAUCUACACAUAAGAGGCGGAGUUCGACCGAUGACUUGACAUUCAAAUUCUGAACAAACUAUAAACGCCGACUGUUCGGAAAAUAACAUUCCAAAAUUUAAAAAAACACAUUAUUAAGUGAAAGGUAAAUCAGUGUGACCAGUUUAGUGACCGCCUGGUAUUACUAUUUAAAAAGAUGAAUGCUUGAAAAAUCAGUUAUAUCAACUUCAAAUAAUCCGAAAGGACAAAAUUUGAUAACCGCGCGCAUUUUCUUGAUGUUAGAAAGAGAGCGCAAUUUCCUGUACAAAAUUUGAAAAAAGAGUGCGCAUUUUCCUUACGUGCGCACGAGAAAAGAGUGCGCACAGCGCGCACUUUCCAGCAUGCCAAAAUUGAAAAUUGAAAGAAACGAAGAAAAAAGCGAAAAUCCGGAAGAUGUCGAAGCGUGUUGUCCAUAGAGCAACUUUACUGCAAAGCGCUCUUUUGGCGGGAACUCAAGCUUUCAUUUCUCCGACUUUGAAUUAUUUUUUCUCCAAAACCAGGAACUUCUGUACGUUUCCAAGUUCACCGUUCGAUUCGCAAAGAAAAUCUCUACAAAGUACUGCUUUGAACUGAAACACCGUUUUUUACUGCCCCUAUGUCUUUAAGGUAAUAUGUCCGUACACGAUUCCGAAGUGUUUUGUUUCCCAUUAUUACAAUUUUCUACAGUUUCAUCCUAAGCUGUUACGGUAGCUCAAACUUUUUAAUUUUCGACCGGUUGCGCCAGGGAUGCACGCAUCCAGAUCCAACGCGGGGUGCACCGGAAAAAUGAACGAAAAUUUUACUUUUUUCGGGGUACACCCUCCUUUUUGUUAGAGUUAGUCCUGUGUGGCGUGCACCCCUGGGAUAACCGGUCGGGAAUGAAGAGUUUUUUUUGAGCUACUGUAACAGCCUAGUAUGAAACUGUAAAAAAUGAUGAUAUCAGGAAACAAAUCCCUUUGAAAUCGUGUACAGAAAAAGUACCUUAAUAAACCUUUGUGCCCCGUUUAGCUUUAAAAUUUUUAAAAAGCUGGUUGGGGUACACCCUCGAUUACACUGCGGGGUGCACUGGGAGUUCGACACGGGGUGCACCGCAACUUUCGUUAGAGUUAUUGAUCAACCCUUUUGGCCAACUUUUUUCCUAACUUUGUGAUUUCAGAUCAUUACCUGCAUUAGCGCGGGCUAUUUGUUCACCGACUUCCUUCUUGCCGCUAUGAAGGAAGGUUGGAAAUGUUCUUUUUCGAAAAUUUUAAUUUAAUAACGCCUCGCAUUUUUUUUGCUUGUCGAAAUAGCGUUUAAGUGGGACUCUUAAAUAUAUACAAACGGCAAAAAUAAACUAUAAGAAAUUCAAAAAUUAGAAUCUUUUCUUCAUACAAAAAACACAAUUUAACGAUCUUAUCAAUCAAACCCCGGUGGGUGAACAAAAACGGGAAGAAAAAUCCAGCGGAAAGGAAAACCAGGGACGGCUCACAUUUCACCAGAAAACGUGCUCUAACUCUGAAUUGGAGCGCCAAAUGGGCGCCACAACUCUUUCUCUGACACACACUAUUUCGUCGUUAUCUAGCUGCGAGAAAACGACGAAAUAGUGUAUGUCAGUGAAAGAGUUGUGGCGCUCCAAUUCAGAGAACGCGCGAAAUCUAGACGCCUAGUCUUGAAGAGAAGAAGAACAAAUGGAAGGCAGUUUUAAGAUGAUUUUCAUGGUUUUACGUAUGAGUAAAGACUUUUUUGAGGCAUUGACUUUAUAUCGGGAUAAACUUGUUCUUUUUUUUCGACCUCAUGGAAAUGCAAAUGUAAUUGAAAUCGUUAGGGAUCGAUUCGAGCCAAAUCCUACAUUGAUUGAUAUUUUUUAGAAUCCUAGUUUUCCAAUAAGAAUGAUUUAUCCAUUAAAAUCACUUUUCUAGUUAGUGGCGUGGCCUGUCUGCGCUCUCCACCAACCAGAAGCUGUCUCUUUUCUUUGGGACAUGCUAGAGUCUUUUUUUCAAUGGCUCAAGCCAAACGUGAAUCAGCUGUACACUAUCUCAUCACGUACCCUUGCAAAAAGCUUUCCAAUUAAACGAGCCUUUAGACGACGACGAAAAAGCAAAGACGGCCGCCGUGAUGGCCUUCGUUCUGGGCGAUAUUUUCUUCUUCUCAAUCAUCUUCACCCUGGUCUUUGUGAAACUUUCCUUCUGCGGUUGAUCUUCAUUCGAACCUUCGCUGAAUGAAUAAAAGUUUUUUCAAAAAAUAUUGUUCCUUUUAUAAACUUUCAGUGACUUGAAAAGAAUGGGAAAGACGUGUGCCUGUCUACGGUCCACAGGGUCACAAGUUCGAUCCCCGCCUCGACCCAACCAAGGGGUUUGAGAAAACCACGACUUUAAAAUUCCAGAAAAAUGGAAGGCUCGGUAAAAGGAACCCUUUUUUUCUGCCUUUUUGCGGCAUUUCAUCGACCUUUUUUGAGUCUCUCCCUUUUAGCGGUCAUUAUCCACCAUUCCGACUUUGCCCGAGAAAGAGAACAAAAAUUUUGUCCAUGCGGAGUUCAAGGGUUUUUUCAUCUUUCAGUCUAAAUUUCAUGGAAAAAAUGAACUCCGAAUUUAAAAGUGAAAAAAGAGUCGUCACGGCCGGCUGUAAGUGUGCUCCACGGCUAAUUGGAGUUCUCUUUUCUUCUAGAAUUCUUCUAGAGAAAGGAUAAAAGAGCUGGCCUUUCGAAAAAUAUCUUUAUUCAUAGAAAUCCUAUAAAAACACCUUAGAAACUGUUUAUUUUUCGAUUUUUUGGUUGGUUUGCACCAGUUUCUCCUCACUUUUCUGACCAAAACCUCUAGAAAAUAAAAAAAUUUUUUUGAAUAACUGAGAAAAAAAUCCUAAUUUCAAAUCUUCAGACCACGACACCGCCAGAGAACGAGAAAAAGCCAUCAUUUUGGCCGUCUUUUGCGGAAUUUCGCUCCUCUACAACGCUUUCUUCUGUCAGGUCUUCAUUAAGCUGGCCUUCUGCGGCUAA